This is a messenger RNA of Phalaenopsis equestris, 1436 nucleotides long. RefSeq names its product mannan endo-1,4-beta-mannosidase 8-like. Gene Ontology annotation, molecular function: hydrolase activity, hydrolyzing O-glycosyl compounds. Bases 1 to 1341 code for a protein of 446 amino acids. The record is from RefSeq and is a predicted model, not a curated record. The transcript is spliced from 6 exons. Lineage: Eukaryota; Viridiplantae; Streptophyta; Magnoliopsida; Asparagales; Orchidaceae.
AUGUUCUCGGCCUCCUUGCCUUCACAACUUCAAAAGUUGCUUUUACUUCCCUCCAUUUUAGCAUCAUUAGUUACUAUUUUAAGUGCUAGUGUUGGUGUUGAUACCCACUAUUUGCGUUUCAAUGACAAUCAUCAAUAUUGGAGGCAUGAGGUUGAUGAAGUAGGGGGGUUGGGGAUGGUUGGCAGAAACGGAAACCAGUUUGUUGUAGGAGGGCAACCUUUCUAUGUGAAUGGGUUCAACACAUACUGGCUUAUGGCUCUUGCAGUUGAUCUGUCAAUGAGGGUGAAGGUCACUGAGACUUUUGAGGAUGCCGAGACCGUUGGUCUUACUGUCGCUCGAACUUGGGCCUUCAGUGAUGGCGGACCUGGAGCGCUGCAGAUAUCUCCUUCUAUUUAUGAUGAAAAUGUUUUUAAGGCGCUUGAUUUCGUGGUUAGUGAAGCGAAGAAGCAUAAUAUUAGGUUAAUAUUAUCCUUAACAAACAAUUGGAAAGAUUAUGGAGGAAAGGCACAGUAUGUGAAGUGGGGAAGAGCUGCAGGUUUGAAUCUUACUUCUGAUGAUGACUUCUUCACUGAUCCCACUGUCAAAGGCUACUACAAAAAUCAUAUCAAGACGAUUCUCAACAGAAUCAACACCAUCAGCAACACCCCAUACAAAGAAGACCCAACAAUCUUUGCAUGGGAACUCAUGAACGAACCUCGCUGCCCGACAGAUCCCUCCGGCAACACUCUACAGUCAUGGAUAGAAGAAAUGGCAAUGUAUGUAAAAUCGAUUGACCCGAAGCACCUGCUGGAGGUGGGACUCGAAGGCUUCUACGGACACUCGACGCCCAAUCGUCUUCAACUCAAUCCCAACGCCUUCGCCGGCGAAGUCGGCACUGAUUUCAUCCGCAACCACCGAGCUCCAGCGGUCGACUUUGCCACAGCUCACAUCUACCCGGACGCUUGGCUAUCGAAUUCGAUCCCGGACGAGCACCUCCAGUUCACCAAUUCAUGGAUGAAAAGCCACAUCGAUGAUGCAGAGAACGCGCUCGGAAUGCCGGUGUUGUUCACCGAGUACGGCGAAUCGGCGAAAGACGAGAACUUUAGUGUGAGUUUCAGAGAUGAGUUCAUUGAUGCGGUUUAUAAGAACAUUCUGAACUCCACCAGGAGAGGAGGAGGAGGAGGAGGUUGUCUUCUAUGGCAGCUUUUUCCUCGAGGAACAGAUUAUAUGGAUGAUGGUUAUGCAGUUGUGGUUACAGAAUCUAAAUCUACAGAAAAUGUUUUAUCGAUUCAGUCGAGGAGAUUACGGAUGUUUAAUUCAAGGUGUUCAUGGAGGCGCAGUUGGAGUUGCAGAAGAAAUUAGGGUUUUGGUGGAAGUUUUUAAGUGCUAUUUCAGUACUGUAAUAUAUAUUUAUGGAUGGAUUGUUUUAAUUAUAUGUAAAUAUAUAAAUAAAUAUA